Molecule: messenger RNA, 2593 nt
Organism: Salpingoeca rosetta
Lineage: Eukaryota; Choanoflagellata; Craspedida; Salpingoecidae
Exons: 18
Coding region: 94-2553 (819 amino acids)
Molecular function (GO): GTPase activator activity; GTP binding; GTPase activity
Source: RefSeq, a predicted model, not a curated record
UCCGGAUUGGCUGUGCCGCAAACAACGACGACGACAAACCACAACACCACCACACCACAACACCACACCAACCAGCACGACAAGCAAGCAAGCAUGCUGUCUGGGAGCCGAGUGGACAGUGUGCGGGCAUGCCUGGCAGAGCUGGUGCAUGAAGUGCAGGGUGUGGAGGACAAGUCCUUGAGGGAUGCCAUUCUGCAAAAAGUGCAAAACUUGGAAGAGUCCAUCUUCGACACGGAUGACUGGGCCAAAGUAGCACCGGGGGAAUCCGUCUUGAAACUGGCGGUUUUGGGUCUGCCCAUGUCGGGGCAGCAGGAAGUGCUGAACAAGUUCUUGUGCGGGUCUGCAAACGGCGAAGGCCACCACAAGAGCCCCAUGGAGCUGAUCACGGGCAUCAAGGCGCCCAAGGGCCAGAGCUUCGGCAAGAAGCACCGCACCGUCGUCCCUUGCCACGGCGGCAUGAAAACUUUGCUUCUGCGCACAACCACGGGAGACCCAAGCCCACAGGUGUUGGCGUGGGCGGACGCGUUUAUCGUGCUGUUUGACGUGACAUCCCAGGAGAGCCUUGAUGCGGUGCGCCCCAUCUGCGGGAAGAUUUCACGCUACCGCCGCAGCGUCGACCUGCCCAGCCUCAUCGUCGGUGUCGCCGGCCUCAGCGACGACCAGCCGCGGCUCUCAGAGGAGGACGGUACGGCGCUGGCAAACGAGGUCGACCACUGCCUCUUCUUCACACAGGUGAAUCCGUUCACUGGGGAGCGUGUGGACCGGCUGUUCCACGACAUUGUGCACUACGUGGUUGAGUUUGUUGUUCCACAAAACCCGGAGGGCCGCGUUGGGAAGAUGACGACACAGGAACUCAAGCUUGGUCACAUGCACGCCAAGAGCCCAACCGCAAAGGGGAAGGACGUUGUUAGCGGCAUUGGCCCCGGGCGCUCCAUCCCGCUCAAGCAGGGCAUGUUGAAGAAGACGCCGACGCGGCAGAGUGUGAAGGGGAGCACGAAGCGGUGGGUUGCGCUCACCAGCGGGCAGCUCACGUACUACACCAGCCUGCAGAAUUACAUGUCAAACACGCAUGGCAAACACAUUGACCUCUCGCGGGUGACUGUGAAGAUGCCGAUGCGCCCUCGGUCGGCCACGUCGGUGUCCAAGUCCACCCCGCAGCGCAGCGGUGGCGAGCGCUUCCCCUUUUCCGUCGUCUCGCUCGACGGCCGCACGUGGUCCUUUGAGGCAAAGUCCGAACAGGACAGGACAGAGUGGAUGCGGGCGAUUGAGCAGGAAAUACACGCGUGUCUGAACCGCAACGCGAGCGGCGGGGCGAAGAACAACGUCUCCAUUGACGCGUCGUCCUACCGCAUGCUCAGCCAGGAGGACCUCGCCGCCAUUCGCGCUGUUGAUGGCAAUCUGGAGUGUGCGGACUGCGGGGCCGCUGCGCCGACGUGGGCGUCGCUCAACUUUGGUGUCGUCGUCUGCAUCGACUGUUCCGGCGUCCACAGGAAAAUGGGUGUGCACAUAUCGCGCGUGCGGUCGCUUGAAUUGGACGAUUGGAGCCCGCACCAACUCGCCAUCAUCCUCAACAUCGGAAACACAACUGCGAAUCACAUCUAUGAGCAUAACAUCGCCGGCCGCACGAAGCCGUCGUCCGUCUCAUCUGCGGCGGAGAAGGAGGACUGGAUCCGCUCCAAAUACGAACGGCGCGAAUUCGUCGCUCCAAUCAACGACCCGCCAGCACAGGUCCUGCUGUCUGCGAUGCGCAACGACACGUGGCCGCGCGGUGUGCUCGCGCUCGCAAAUUUCAAACCGGAGGAUGUGCAUGUGCAAAUUGACGGCCUGACGCUCUUACAUCAUGCCUGCAAGCUCGGAUCAGCAACGUGGGCACAGAUGCUGCUCUGGGCUGGAUGCGACCCGCAGGAGACGAGUGCAGAGGGGCGCACGGCCGCGUAUUACGCAAAGCAGUCCGGUUCCCGCGAGUGCGCGCAGCUCAUGGCCAGCAGCGGCGGAUCUGUGGUCCGCAACGCCUCUGCCCCGGCCUCCGCCCUGCCGUCAACGGUCUCAACGCCACGACACGCAACGAGCACGACCAUCACCACGCCCGCUGGUGCAAGGUCGCCAUCCACAGCGUCGCGGCCGGCAACAGCAGCGUCAACACCAGCAGCUGCGAUGACUGCGACGACGACGCCUGUGGGUGAUGCUGGUGGUGCAAAGGCGCGCGGCCAAAGCGAUUCCGCCGCGUUUACCCCCACGUUUGCUGAUGCUGACACGACACCAAGCAGACGUGUGCCUGCAGGCAAGAAGGUGUUUGGAGAGUACCUGGAAAUUGCAGCGGAAGGAAACAACAACGGGAACAACGACGACAGCAGCAACGACGAUGAUGAUGGUGAUGGUGAUGGUGAUGGUGAUGGUGUUCACGUGGACUGGGCUGAGGACGAGACGAACCCGUUUUCACCGCGCGCUGCGACGAGAUCAGAGAGCAUUGGGGAGGAGCUGUUGCCACCAGACCUCGACGCCUUCCACCCGUUUGACGACUCGGACGACAAAGGCUCGGACAGCUUUGUGUAAACAUUCUUCUGUGUGUGUGUGUGUGUGUGCGUGUGUGUUU